AUGGCUCCUUACACUGCUAAAUGGGGAAUCUUGGCCACCGGUGGCAUCGCUGAGUGCUUCACCAAGGAUAUCCUCACAGACCCUGCUGCCCGUGACGUCGACGACGUGCGCCACGAGAUCGUUGCAGUUGCAUCUUCCAGCUCCGUCGACCGCGCACGCGAUUUCAUCAAAAAGAUUGACGGUCCCUCUUCUGCCGCGACAUAUGGCUCUUAUGCUGAGCUCGUCGCCGACCCCAAUGUCAACAUCAUCUACGUCGCUACUCCUCACAGCCAUCACUUCCAAAAUGCCAUGCUGGCCCUCGAGGCUGGUAAGAACGUUCUUUGCGAAAAGGCCCUCACUGUGACUGUGGCGCAAACCAAGAAGCUAUAUGAGGUUGCCAAGGCCAAGAAUCUCUUCUUUAUGGAGGCUGUCUGGACACGAUACUUCCCCCUCAGCAUCAAGAUCCGAGAGUUGAUUCAGUCGGGUGCUAUUGGCACUGUUUAUAGAACAUUUGCCGACCUAUCAUUCAACAAAAACACCGAUAGUGAGGACCUCGAUUUCCCUGACUCCAACCGUAUGGUCAACCCAGAUCUUGCAGGCGGCGCUUUACUUGAUCUCGGUAUCUACUCAUUGACUUGGGUCUUCCAAUCUCUCUACCACGUUCAGCCCGAGGCAGACAAGGAGUCCCCAAACGUUGUGGCUUCCAUCAACAAGUACCGCACCGGCGCUGAUGAGUCCACGAGCAUCAUCUGUCAGUUCCCCAAGCACAACAGUGUCGGUAUUGCAACCACCUCACUACGUAUCGCCACCGACGUCGACGGUCUUUACACUGGUGGCCCUGCCAUCCGAAUCCAAGGCUCCAGGGGUGAGAUUCAGGUUACAGGCCCCGCAUUCCGACCGACCGAGUACAAGGUGAUUAAGUCGGACGCCAAUGGCAAGGUGGAAGUAGUGAGCUGCCCGAUUCCAACAGACCCCAAACGCAACGACUGGGGCCACGGUAUGUUCUGGGAGGCCGAUGAGUGCGCGCGAUGCCUACGCGAUGGCAAGAAAGAGAGCUCCUCAAUGCCUUGGUCUGAAAGUAUCGCCAUCAUGGAGGUUAUGGACAGCGCACUCCAGCAGGGUGGUGUGUCGUACCCCGAACUCAUCACCACCGAUGUGUUUGAUCCCAACAGUCCCCUCAACACUGGCAAGAAAUGA
Fusarium sp. VM40 is the source of this 1176-nucleotide messenger RNA. The record is from the annotation of a GenBank genome assembly. Lineage: Eukaryota; Fungi; Ascomycota; Sordariomycetes; Hypocreales; Nectriaceae.